AUGAUUUUCUUCAUGGUUGCUGCUGAAUCGCGGUCGGUGAGACAGAAAACUCUCAAAAGAUUUGUUGAGCUCACCAGUUCUUUUGGUCUUUCCCAAGAGGUGAUGGCUCCUGGUUAUGGACUGGCAGAAAAUUGUGUGUUUGUUAGUUGUGCUUACGGUGAAGGGAUUCCCAUCUUGGUAGAUUGGCAAGGAAGAGUUUGCUGUGGAUAUGUGAAUCCAGAUGAUGCGGAUGUUGACAUUAGAAUAAUUGAUCCAGAAACCGGCAAAGAGCACGAAGAAGCUGGAAAGGAGGGAGAGAUAUAUGGAUUAGCAGUCCAAGUGCAGGAAUUGGAUACUGGGAGUUGCCUCAAUAAAAAGUACACAAGAACUGGUGAUUUGGGGCGGAUAAUUGAUGGGAAGUUGUUCAUCACUGGUAGAAUCAAAGAUCUUAUCAUUGUUGCUGGUAGAAACAUAUACUCGGCAGACGUAGAAAAGACAGUUGAGAGCUCAUCUGAACUUAUUCGCCCAGGUUGCUGUGCCGUCAUUGGGGUUCCAGAGGAAAUAUUGUCAACAAAAGGGAUAUCAGUUCCUGAUAGUUCUGAUCAAGUAGGCUUGGUUGUCAUUGCAGAGGUCAGAGAUGGUAAACCUGUUCCUAAACAUGCCAUUGAACAAAUUCAAACCCGAGUUGCAGAAGAACAUGGGGUCACUGUUGCUUCUGUUAAGCUAAUCAAGCCCAGAACCAUCAUUCACUGA
Camellia sinensis is the source of this 732-nucleotide messenger RNA. The record is from RefSeq and is a predicted model, not a curated record. NCBI's taxonomy places the organism in Eukaryota, Viridiplantae, Streptophyta, Magnoliopsida, Ericales, Theaceae.